Molecule: messenger RNA, 1659 nt
Organism: Leptopilina boulardi
Lineage: Eukaryota; Metazoa; Arthropoda; Insecta; Hymenoptera; Figitidae
Gene: Rbbp5
Product: retinoblastoma-binding protein 5 homolog
Exons: 7
Coding region: 105-1502 (465 amino acids)
Cellular component (GO): Set1C/COMPASS complex
Molecular function (GO): protein binding
Source: RefSeq, a predicted model, not a curated record
GUGAAUCAUUAAAAGUGGGGUUAUCAAGGAAGAAUAUUGUAUUUUGUAUUCAAUUUUGAAUAUAGUUAAUUUUUAUACCAAGGCAACAAUUAAUAGUGAUAAAAAUGAAUUUAGAAUUAUUGGAAUCUUUUGGACAAAAUUAUCCAGAAGAAUUUGACGGAACUUUGGAUUGUAUAUCACUUGCCGUAACGUGUACGUUCAAUAAAAGAGGAACGCUACUUGCCGUUGGUUGUAAUGAUGGUCGUAUUGUUAUUUGGGAUUUUUUAACUCGUGGUAUUGCAAAAAUAAUAAGUGCUCAUGUUCAUCCUGUUUGUUCACUUAGUUGGUCACGAAAUGGUCAUAAAUUGUUGAGUGCAUCAACGGACAAUAAUGUUUGCAUUUGGGACGUUUUAUCCGGUGAAUGUGAUCAAAAAUAUAGAUUUCCAUCUCCUAUAUUAAAAGUACAAUUUCAUCCUAGAAAUUUGAAUAAAUUUUUAGUAUGUCCCAUGAGACAUGCAGCUGUUAUGGUAGACGUUGAAGGUUCCCAUAGAGUAAUUCCUUUAGAUGAAGAUAGUGAUUUAAAUAUCGUGGCAUCAUUCGAUAGACGUGGUGACUAUGUUUACAGUGGAAAUGCACGUGGACGUGUUUUAAUUCUUGAUGCUGAUACUUUAGUUGUAAAAGCUUCUUAUAAAAUAUCACAAGGAACUGCCAGUAAUACGGCUGUGAAAAGUAUUGAAUUUGCACGAAGGGGAUCAUGUUUUUUGAUAAAUACAUCGGAUCGUGUAAUUCGUGUUUACGAUAGUACAGAAGUAUUGGCUUGUGGAAAAGAUGGUGAACCUGAACCGAUUCAAAAAUUACAAGAUCUCGUUAAUAAAACAAUGUGGAAAAAAUGUUGUUUCUCCGGUGAUGGUGAAUAUGUUUGCGCUGGUUCAGCUCGACAACAUGCGCUUUAUGUUUGGGAAAAAAGUAUUGGAAAUUUGGUGAAAAUUUUACAUGGAACUAAAGGCGAACUUUUACUCGAUGUUGUGUGGCAUCCAGUGCGUCCAAUAAUUGCCUCAAUUUCAUCGGGUGUUGUAUCAAUUUGGGCACAGAAUCAAGUUGAAAAUUGGUCGGCUUUUGCACCUGAUUUCAAAGAAUUAGAUGAAAAUGUCGAAUAUGAGGAACGAGAAAGUGAAUUUGAUUUGAGCGAUGAGGAUAAAUCGGUAGUUCAAGGAGAAGAAGCUCAAGAUGAAGAAAUUGAAGUUGACGUAGCGGCAAUUGAUAGAGUUGCGGCUUUUUGUAGUUCGGAUGAAGAAACCGAGGAUAUUGGGUCAUUGCAAUUUUUGCCAAUUUCUCCAGAUGUUGAAGAAUCCGAAGAGACACCAGCUCCAGCUCAUGAACCUCCAUCGAAAAAGCAUCGCUCUCAUGAUAUUCAAUUACAAGGAGCACCAACCGAUGAAAUUCAUCCUUUGUUAAGUAAAGGAAAAGAUAAACCGGCGGCAAAGAAAGGAAGACCAAGAUUGGAACAUCGAAAAGGAAAAUAAAUUUUUCUAGAAUUAAAAACAUUAAAUAUUUAUUGUGAAAAUGCAAUUUGUAAAAUGAUCCUUUUACAAAUUGUAUGGAUGUGAUUUGUGAGUAUCAAAUUUUGUCUGUGAAUUUUGUGACGAAAAUAAAAUUUAUUCCUUUAUAUAUAAAAAGAAA